Messenger RNA from Cooperia oncophora, 1483 nucleotides. NCBI's taxonomy places the organism in Eukaryota, Metazoa, Nematoda, Chromadorea, Rhabditida, Trichostrongylidae. The record is from the annotation of a GenBank genome assembly.
GGAUUCCGACGAGAAACCAUCUGUUGGAAGACAAUUCCGGCCGCUCUACGAUGUUCCAUUCAUGUUCCAAGCCAGAGAGUUCCUCAGGAAGAGGUUGAUUGGUAAGAAUGUCACGGUGACAGUGGAUUAUAUCCAACCUAAAUCCGAACAGUUCCCUGAGAAAACUUGCUGCACGGUAAAAGUUGGAGAGCUUAACAUCGCGGAAGCGUUGAUUCUCAAGGGACUGAGCAAGGUGGUACGACAUCGGUCAGACGACGAAAACAGAUCAUCUGAAUACGAUGCUCUAUUGGCCGCAGAAGCAAAUGCUGAGAAGAGCAAGAAGGGUUUGUUUGCGGACAAGAGUGCUGACAAGAAAGAUACUCUUCGUAUCCAAGAGCUUCAAGGAGAUCUGGCCAGAAGCAAACAAUUCCUACCGCAUGGCCAAUGCAGGCAAAAAAGUGGUUAUUCCACCGGGCCGUCGGAACCAUUCGCUGAUGAGGCGGCUGCUUUCACUCGUCGUCUAGUCCUUCAACAUGAAGUAGAAAUUGAAGUCGAAGGAUUGGACAAGAUGGGCAACUUCAUUGGAUAUCUAUUCCUCACUCCUGAAGGAGGAGGCAAACCACAGAACCUCUCUGAAGUGCUUCUGGAACAAGGUCUCGCAACGUUGCAUUUCACCGCCGAAAGAAGUGCUCACUACAAUCAGCUGGUUCUAGCGGAAGAGCGUGCUAAAACUGCAAAGAGAAACAUAUGGCAGAACUAUAAGGAAGAAGAGGUUGUUCCUGAUGAAGUGAUUACUCAGCAGAAUGAUACGGCAGAAAGACGUGUGCAAUACAAGAAGGUCGCCGUAACUGAUGUCUCAAAGGGUUCAUUGAACUUUGCGGCACAACUGGUUGAGGAUGGACCGAAGCUGGAGAAGAUGACGGCGGACUUCCGUGAAUACCUUCGUCAGCAUCCACCCAUGACUGGUGCAUUCAAUGCUAAGCGCGGUGACUUGUGUGCGGCACCGUUUUCCGUUGAUGGGUUAUGGUAUCGCGCUAAGGUUGAGAGCAUUCGCUCUGGCCAGGCUGAAGUUCUGUUUGUUGAUUACGGAAAUCGGGAAACAGUGGCAGCUUCCUCUUUGGCACAGCUUCCUCCAGGCUUCGCUUCGUUCCCACCUGGAGCGAAAGAGUAUGGAGUUGCCUUGGUGGCGAUUCCAAAUGAUAAGGAAUACGGAAUGCAAUGCGAAGAUGCACUCCAACAAUUGUUGUUCUCAGUCCCCACUGCCGAAAUCAAUGUUGAAUACAAAAUUGGGUCAACUGAAUACUGCCAGGUGAUGAUUGAGUGUGCUGGAAAGAAACUUGAUGUGGGUAAGACUCUAAUCGAAGAUGGUUUUGCGUUAGUCGAGAAGAGGAAGGAGAAGAGACUUCAAACGAUGCUGAGUGAGUACGAGCAGGCAGAACAAAAAGCACGCCGUGAACGCAGGAACAUUUGGGAGUUUGGAGAUUUCACUGGAAAUGACCUCUAA